Molecule: messenger RNA, 3670 nt
Organism: Hemibagrus wyckioides
Lineage: Eukaryota; Metazoa; Chordata; Actinopteri; Siluriformes; Bagridae
Gene: cerk
Product: ceramide kinase
Exons: 13
Coding region: 193-1872 (559 amino acids)
Molecular function (GO): kinase activity
Source: RefSeq, a predicted model, not a curated record
CUCUCCGGCUGUCUUUUUUUUUAUUAGAGAAAGGAGAAACCGCUAUGUGUGCACGGCGCCGAGGAAAAGCAGCGCCCUGAGGGAGCCCGUGGGAUCGAGUCGAUUGUUCAGUUCAGUCCGAAGAUGAAAUACAGAUAACUACGGUGUAAAGUGGACCGUGGCUGCGGCUGGGAAGAGUCUGUUGACGGAGAAAUGGAAAAGCAGCCGAAGCCGCAGCUGCUGUUGUCCUCGCAGCUCAGCCUCCUGAACAGGGUCUAUGAGGUGACAUUAAACGGCGUUUUUCUCUCCUGGAAAGAGGUGGAGACGAGACAAAAACGGGCCGUUGGCAACAUUUAUGGUCCUCUGAAGGCUGCAGGCAGCCACUACGUGCCAGUGUGUGAGAUCAUAUCCGUCCAGGAGACUGAGGAAGAAUGCCCGAGCACAGACCUAGGAAAAUGGCAGAAAGUUCCACAAAGUCCAGUUGAGUCGAAUCAGCACGCUUUCACAGUGUCCUAUGUGGAGAGGAUUCAGAAACACCGCUGGCGGUGCAGUGAAGUCACCCUCCAUUGCACUGAUAGGACACUGUGUCUGCAAUGGGUCCAAGCCAUCAGGGAGCAACUCUCACUAUUGACUAUCCGACCGAAGCGCUUGCUGGUCUACAUAAAUCCCUAUGGAGGGAAACACCGUGGGAAAAGGAUUUAUGAGCAGAAAGUAGCCCCAAUUUUUUCCCGUGCCUGUAUUUCCACCGACGUGAUUGUUACCGAGCGGGCGAAUCAUGCCAGGGACCACUUGAAAACGGAGGCUGAGCUAAAGAAAUACGACGGGGUGGUUUGCGUUGGAGGAGACGGCAUGUUCAGCGAGAUCAUACAUGGCCUAAUCUCCCGUACGCAGUGUGACUCUGGGGUAGACCAGAACCGUUCAGACGAGACCCUGAUACCUUGCAGCCUUCGUAUUGGCAUCAUUCCUGCAGGUUCGACUGACUGCAUAUGCUAUGCAACGGUUGGCUCCAAUGACCCCGUGACCUCAGCUCUGCACAUCGUCGUAGGAGAUUCCCAGCCAAUGGACGUCUGUUCCAUCCACCAUAACAAUACCUUUCUCCGCUACUCUGUCUCACUCCUUGGUUACGGUUUCUAUGGCGAUGUACUGACUGACAGCGAGAGGAAGCGUUGGAUGGGCCCAGCUCGCUAUGACAUCUCAGGUGUUAAAACGUUUCUGUCACAUCGCUACUAUGAAGGGACAAUCUCUUUCCUUCCUGCUGAUGAGAACGUAGGAACUCCACGAGACAAGCUGCAGUGCCGAUCUGGGUGUAAUAUCUGCAGGCUGCCUUCACUUGACAAGCAGGUUUCCAAAGAUGAGGAAAGCAUCUCAGACACCGAUACUAAAGGAGUGUGGCAGGUCAUCAGGGGAAAGUUUUUAGCCAUCAAUGCUGCAUGUAUGAGCUGUGCUUGUCCUCGCAGCCCCAAAGGCCUGUCUCCCUCUGCACACCUGGCCGAUGGCACAGCUGACCUCAUCCUGGUGCGCAAGUGCUCACGAUUUGACUUCCUGCGCCACCUGCUGCGUCACACCAACAAAGACGACCAGUUUGACCACCCGUUUGUGGAAGUGUACCGCGUGCACCAGUUCCGUUUCACGCCCAGGUACGAGGAGACUGAUUCUGAACUGGAGCUGCGGGAGGCUGAGGGCUCUGGUCGUAAACGCUUCUUCAGCCAGAUAUGCAGAGAGCAUCCGGCAUGCAACUGCAGCCUGGUGCACAGCAGCUGGAACUGUGAUGGAGAAAUCCUGCCUCACGCUGCCAUUCAAGUCAGAGUGCACUGCCAGUUGAUCAAGCUGUUUGCGAGAGGGAUUGAAGAGCAGUCCGUCUUUGAGGAACCUUACGCCCUCAAUGCAAUAUAGAGCUGCCUGUCACUGGAAAGAAAAAAUAAAUUGAACUUGAUGGUCCCCAAACCUUCGGGUCACAUUUGGGUUGACAGGAUGUGGUUUCCACUUCCGUUACACAUCCGUUUAUAGAGUUCACUGGAAGUGUCAUAAUUAGUACACUGGUCUUCACCAUGGCUGAGUAGAUGGCAUCUAAGUGUCUAUUUACAGACCGCUGAAAUCGCAAUGGCAAGAGCUCAGAUGGGUUAAACCUGUAUCCCCACAGUAUUUUUUUUAGUAUUUUUUUUAAACAAAUUCCUUCUUUUAGAGUGACCAAGUUGUUCAUUAUUCCUCCUACUCCACCCAAAAUGUUUGAAGUUUAAUUGUUAAGCAUGACUUUUGUCUGUCUUCCUCUGUUGUCAAGCUGGUCUUGAUGUUUUGGGCAGCACUAUCCCAAAGUUCAAGCAUAAUGUGCAAAUAUUUUCUUUACUGGAAGUGAAGUACCCAAUAUUAUCCUGCCGUAUAUGGCUGUUAUUAAACAUAAUAUAUUUAGUUACUUUACCUAUUUUCUGGAAAUGAUUAGUAUUUAACUCUUGUAAUGUUUAGCUGUUAAUUCCUGCAGCUAAACUGUUUAAUGUGUAAUAUAUUAAGUGUUUUGUAGCAGUCUAGCACUGGGGCAUAGUGUAGCUGAUAGCAAUCUGUUAGUGAUGUAAUAGUCUGGACAUUACACUGUGGAACAUUGUUUCUUAGGAACGUAAAUCCCAUGCCAAAAAAUCAAGCAUCACCUAUAGAUAUUUAACCUGUUGUGUCCCAUUAGUAUGAUCGGUUUUAUGGCACGAUCCUCAGUUGAAAGCAUUUGACAAAAUGAUGUUGAUAAACUGCGGUAGUUUUGUCAGCAACAUAAUUCUUCUGGUUGUCAACCUGUUCAUCAUCUCUAUCCUUUCCUGCUUAUGUGCUUCUUUUGCUCCGAUUUCUUGUUUCUCUCUGUCGUAUUUCUGUAAAAUAGCCACAGGGCAUCCUGCUUUGUGGCCUUCUGCUGAAGGUUUAAUGUGCAUACUCCAAGGCUGUGUUCAUCCACCAUCAAGGGAGUUUAAAAUAGCCUCUUUGCAGUAGUGCAUCUGCUGUCUGUGAAUGUUUGAGAAGCUGAGGUAGUGCACUGCUCGGUUUCCAAAUACAGAAGAUCUGGCAAAUCAUUCAUAUUUACUCCAGCAGUUGUGUAAUUCAAGUAAAGAGGAGCUGCUGUAGUGUGUGAUAACGUUAUAGCAGUCAAUGCCAGGCCAUGAACUGUCCUCAAUGUGUGUACAAACAGCAGCCAUCUGACAGCUGCUGUAUUUGGCAGCUCGGUUCAUGGCCAAUCAAACACUUACAUGCCCAUAUGCUUCAACCGCUGUGUCAACAAACCUCCUAUUCGAGCACGCAGACAGCCCUGAGAUCGGACUUCAUCUGCACCUGAAACAUAAUUCAAAAUCCUCUUCGUCCUCCUCAUAAAUAUCACUGCCAUCUUCGCUCGCCCCGGCUUUCAGUACCACGGCUGUCACUAAUUUAUGGUCCAGUGCUGGCGGUUGUGACUAGCCCGUUUGCUGUACAUUACAGCUUCAUCAGCAUCAAAGACCCCUCUACACACACAAAUGUAUAGCCAUUGCAACCUCAGUAGUGAUCACUGUGAGCAAAGCAACCCUUUCCUUCCAUAUGCUGCCUAGAUCUUAGGCAUGACUGAAAAGCGGGAUCUUCAUCUCGCAGGCUUCGAGAUGACACAUGGAAUGAUGUAUGACCUGAAAUGUACAAAAUGAUGUGUGUUCUGGGAAAAAAAAAACCCUUAAUAAAGUACUUCAAAAUA